AUGAGAAAUGAGAUUACAAAAAAUUUAUUUACUUAUGAUGCUAAAUUUUUUAAAAGUAUUUUUAAUAAGUAUAUGAAAGAUGAAGACUAUAGUAAAGAAUUGAAAAUAAUACAAAAUUCUAGAAAUUUAAUGGAAGAAAUAAUUAGUAAAGAAAAUGGACUAAAUUUUUAUUUAGAUGAAAAUUACGAUGAAAAGUUUUUAGAAAAAUGUAAAUUGCCGUUUUUUAAAAAAAUAUUAAAAUAUAUAGAUGAUAGUGAUAAAAAGAGUGAAACAUCAAAAAAUAAAUCUAUAGAAAAUGAAAGUGUCGAUAAUGAAAAUAUAGUAAAUAAUGAGCUUACUUAUAUUAAUAAUAAAAAAAAAAAGAAUUAUCAUUAUUUUACAUUUAAUAAAAAAAUUAAUGUAAUAAAUAGUUAUAGAAUAUAUUACUAUUAUUCAAAUAUUAUUCAAUCAUUACCUUCUCUCACAUAUAUAUCUGUAUUUAGAAUAUAUUUAAAAAAUUAUCCAUUAAAUAUAUUUUUGUCUUGUAUUUACUUUUAUACAUUUAUAACAUAUGUAUGCGAUAGAGAUAAUGUAAUAGAAUUUUUUGAGUCAAUAAUUUUUUCCUUAAUGGUUACAACUGGAUUUUUAAUAUUAACCAUAGUGCACUAUCUAAAAGAAAACCGACUAAGCUCAAUAACAUCAAAAAUAAAUGAUUUUAAAGAAAGCUGUAUGUGUAGGACUUUUAUUAAAAAUAAUACAAAAAAGGAAACCAAAUUAAAUAAAUACGAAAGUAAGAAAACUCUUGAACUAAAAAAAUACUCGAAAUAUUUUUUUUUAAAAAGUUUUUUAAAUAGAAUUAAUACAGAACUAUUUGAUUAUGAAUUUUUUAAAAACUUCAAUAGUUUUAAUUAUAUACAAGAAAAUUAUAAAGGAUACGAUCCUUUUUCGUAUUCUUCAAAAAACUCUAAUAGUGAGUUAGAAGUGGUAAACAAAUAUGAUAAUAUAACAAUAAAAGGAGAAUUAGAAUCAAAAAAAAAAGAAAAAAAGGAAGAAAAAGUUGAAAAAGAUGAAAAAGUUGAAAAAGUUGAAAAAGAAGAGAAAGAUGAAAAAGAAGAAAAAGUUGAAAAAGAAAAGAAAGAUGAAAAAGAAGAAAAAGUUGAAAAAGAAGAGAAAGAGGAAAAAGAAGAGAAAAAGGAAAAAGAAAAAUAUAAACAUUUUUCAUUUAUAGAAAAACUUAAUAUAGAAGAAAUAUUUUCAGAUAAAGAGGAAAAUGUAGAUGUAGAAAUAGAAAUAUCAGAUAAAGAAAAAAAAGAAGAUAAGAAUAAAAGUGAUUCCAUUAAAGAAAAAGAAAUUAAUAUAAUUAAAAAAAUAAAUUUAGGUGAAAAUGUAGAAUCUGUUAGAUGUGAAAAUAGAGAAAAUAUAAAUUUUAAAGAUAUCACAGUUAUAAAUGAAAGAGAAGAAAAAAAAAAAAAUUUAAUGAAUUAUAUAUUUUUUGAAAAUAAUUUUUAUUCUAUUAAUGGAAAAAAUAUUUUAGUUGGUGAUAUUAUAUAUUUAUUUAAAGGUGAUAUUGUACCAGCAGAUGGGAUACUUCUAAAAAGCAAUAACAUGAUUGUAGAUGAAUCAAGAAUUUUAAAAUCACUCGAAAAAAAAAAAAAAAUUAGCUUAGAUGAAUUUAUAUAUGAGAUAGAAAAGUCUAAAAAAAAAAAGAUAAGUGUUGGUGAAUUGAAAAAGAAAAAAUUGAAUUAUUUUGAAAUACUUAAUUUAAAAGUGAAAAUGAAAUUUAAAAAAAUGAGUGAAGAAAAUUUAAAAAAAAAUAAUGAAAUAAAAAAAUUAAAAGAAAAUAAAAUACAAAUUAUGAAUAAAAAAGAAUAUGAGAAAGAAGAAAAUGAAGUGUCAAUUGAAAAAGACUGUGAAUAUGUUUCUAAAUAUAAAAAAGAAAGAUCUAAUAAAACAAAAAAUAAAAUAUUUUUGAAUGAAGAAAUUAAUGAAUACAGUAAAAGUAUAAUAGAAAAAAAUAAGGAUAAAAUUAGUGUAUAUUCUGAUGAUUUUAAAAAAUAUGAUUAUUCUCCAUUAUUAUUAUCAGGUUCAAUAGUUAAAAAUGGAAUGGGUAUUAUGAUAGCUACAUGCGUUAGUAAAAAUAAACAAAUGUUUCAUAAUUCUUUUAAAAAAAUUGAAGAAAAUACUAUAUUAGAAGAGUUAAUAAAUAAUUAUUCAAAGAAUAUUGUAAUUUUAAUUAUAUUUUGUUGUUCUUUAUGUAUUCUUUUUAUUUUAAUACAUUUUUUAAUUAAUCUAGUUGAAAAUGAUAUGCAGACAUUUGCAUAUAAUUUACUUAUGUUUUUAUUAAAUUCUAUAAUAUUAGAAAUCUUUAAGUACCUAUUAUUAUCUAUUGAUCAAAUGCCAUUAUUAUUACAAAAUUGUUUGGCAUUAAAUUCAAAUCAAAUUAUAAAAGAAAAUUUUAUAAUAAAAAAAAAAAAUACUUUUGAAGAUAUUAUUUUUACUAACACCAUAUUUAUUGAUAUAGAUAGAUAUAUAAAAUAUAAAUGCAUUUUUUUUUUUUAUAACUGUGAAUUUUCCUUUUCUUUUGAUAACAUUUUAAUCAAACAUAAAAUAAAAACGGAGAAUAAUGUUAUACUAUUUGAUAAAAUCAAUAAUAAAGAUAUUAAAAAUAACCUGUUUUUUGUUUUAUUAAUUCAAAAUAUACUAGCAACUAGUAACUUAUAUCAAUAUAAUGAACAUUUCUUAGAUGUUGAUUUUUCCUUAUUAAAAUUUGUUAAAUGUCUAGAAAUAAAUUUUGAAGAUUAUUUUAUUGAAAAGAAAGACAUUUUUCACAUAAUAUCUAAUAAUCAAGAUUACGUUAUUUCAUAUAUUUUUUCUGAUGGUUUAUUUUUAGAUGACUGGAAUACAUUAGAAAAAGAAAAAUGUAAUAAAAAAAUGAAUAGUAUAAUGACAGAAAAAAAAAAGGAAAAAAAUGAAAAAAUAAAUAAAGAAAAUAAAUUAAAUACUUUAAGAAUAUUUAUUAAAGGAUAUGCAAGUUUCAUUUUACCCAAAUGUAUCCAAUAUAUUAAUGGAAACAUUUUGUGCAAAGAUAUAAAAAAGUUGAGUGAAAAAGUUGAUAAAAUUGAAAAACAAGAACAAAAUGUACUUCUUUGUUUUGCAUAUAAAGAUAUAAUUCUAAGUGAGAAAGAGAAAGACAAUUUGCUCCUAAAAGAAUAUGAUAAUGAUGAAAGUUUUAACAACAUAAAUAUUUAUAAAAACAUAAAUGAUACCUUCUUAAAACAUUUACAAUUAAAAGAUUUAACUUGUAUAUCAAUUUUAGUUUUAGAAAAGACAUUAAAUAAACAUUUUUUCUAUGAUUAUAAAAUAUUAGAAGAAAAUGAUUUAACUGUAAAAUUUUUUACAAAAGAAAAUUCUACUCAAAUAAAUAAUAUAUUUUAUAACUUUCCCAAAUUUUUUCAAAAUUUAAAAUUGUAUGAUUCGAAAAAAAUAGAACAAAUAAAUAGAUUCAAUUAUUACGACAAUGCAAAUAGUAUAAGAAAAAAAGAAAAAAAUCAUUUAGAAGAUAUAUAUACAGAAAAAUAUAAGAGUAACAAUGUUAAUAAUUUUAUCGAUUAUGAUAACUUAUAUUCUUAUAAAAUAAAUAAUGAAAAUGAAAAUUUUGUCUUUAAAAAAUAUAAAAGUGAAAUAUUAAAUAUAAAAAAAUAUAAUAGUGAUACAUUAAAUGUAAGUAAUGAAAAUGUAUUAGAAAAUAUAACAAAAAUGAGUAUAACACAUGAUUUUGUUUUAAAUAAUAAUUUUUUCUACAACUGUUCUUAUAAAGAAUUAGUACUAUUAUUGUCAACAUCUAGAAUUUAUGGUAAAAAUGCUUUGGUAACUAAUCAGAGUGAUUUAGUUCAUGAUGGAAUUUGUAAUAUAACAGUGUGUGACAAUAGAAGUAAAGAUAUAAAUAAAGAGAAUUGUGAUAUAAUAAUUUUAAAUAAAAGUUUGUAUGAUUAUAUAAAAUUAAAAAGUUUCUCUAAUUGUAUCCUAACAAAUAUUAGAUUAUACAUAGAUUACAAUAUAAUAUUUUAUACUGUUUUUGUUCUUUUUUCAAUUAUAUCUACUUUAGUUAAUGGAUCAGAAUUUUUAAGCACUAUUCAAAUACUAUAUAUUUAUUUAAUUAAAAAUGUCAUUUUUCAUUAUAUAUCUUGUUAUAGAAAAUCUUCUUAUAGCACUGGAAUAAAAUUCAAAAACUCUUAUAAUUUUUUCAAAGAAGUAGAUAUGAAUAAUAUUAUAUCAUCAAUUUUAUCAAAAAUCAUAAUUCUUCUAAUUGUUUUUUUAUUUGGUCAUCUUUUCAUUCCAGAAUCAAAGUGGAAUUUUGUACAAAAUGAUAUAAGAGAACAUUUCGAGUUUUCAGAAUUUUCUUUUUUAAAAGAUAAACAACAUUCCAAUUCUUAUUAUACUAUUAGAUCAUGUAUUCGUUUUAAAAAAAAUUUAGAAAAUUUAAAAAUUCAAAAUAACAUUGAUGUUAAAAAUGAUUAUAGAACAAUGAAUGAAUGGGAAUAUCAUAUUAGUCCUAAUAGGCAUAGCACUAUUAUGUUUAAUAUUUUUUUUCUUUUCUUCUUUUAUUCUUAUAUAUAUAUUUAUGUAAGGACAUUUUUUGAAGAAAUUAAAAUUUACUGGAGUAAAUAUAAGAAUAGUGAAUAUAAAUAUUUUUAUCUCUUAAAAAAUAAAGAAAAAAAAAUUCUUUCGACAGAUAUAAACCAAUUAAUAAAAGAAUUAGAAAUAAAUAAAUUGGGAUUAGAACAAAGAAGAGAUUUAAAUAACAUAAAAGAUAAAAUUCAGGAAAAAAAUGAUUAUAGUUAUUCUAUUAAUAUGAAAAAUGCUAAGAAGAAAACUAAAAAUGACUAUCAUAUAUUAAAUAAAAAGAGUCGUGUUAAUAAAAGAGAAAGGGAAGCAAAAAAAAAAAAGGUCAAUAAAAAAUAUAAUUUUAUUAAUACAGAAAAAAACAAGAUGUUAAUUGAUUGCAUCAAGGAAAAUUAUAAAAUGUUCUUAAUUUUUCUACUUAUUUUAUUAAUACAUAUUAUUUUAAUUCAAUUUGGUUCCUUUUUUUUUCAUUUUCAUGUAAAAGGGUUAACCAUACUUCAAUGGCUUAUUUGUUUUUUAUGUUGUCUUUUGGACGUUUUACUUUAUAUAACUAUAUCUAGACUUUAUCUUUUUAAAUUCUCUACUAAUUCCUUUAAAUUUUUUGGAUAUUUAUAUGAACCCAGGGAAAAAAAUGUGUUUGAUACUAUGAAUGAUUAUAAAAAAAGCUAUAUGUCUCAAAGAUAUAAAUAUAACCUCAAAUUAACACGUAAAAGUUGGGUUUAA
Molecule: messenger RNA, 5325 nt
Organism: Plasmodium gallinaceum
Lineage: Eukaryota; Apicomplexa; Aconoidasida; Haemosporida; Plasmodiidae
Product: E1-E2 ATPase, putative
Exons: 5
Coding region: 1-5325 (1774 amino acids)
Cellular component (GO): intracellular membrane-bounded organelle
Molecular function (GO): P-type calcium transporter activity
Source: RefSeq, a predicted model, not a curated record